Molecule: messenger RNA, 4680 nt
Organism: Effrenium voratum
Lineage: Eukaryota; Dinophyceae; Suessiales; Symbiodiniaceae
Source: the annotation of a GenBank genome assembly
AUGGUGAGGCGGGGUCGCCUCACACGGUGGACUUCGGAGGAGUGGGAGCAGUGGUACCACUCAGACCAGCCUUGGUGGGGAUGGGCUACGACGAACUACCCGCGGAGCAACGGCAGUGGCUGGGACCGUGGUUCGGACUUUGAUGAUCGAGACAGAGGAGGAGGUACGGACAAGAUCACGGUGCCGGACUUCAACGCGGAGGAUGACCGGGACGGUGUGAAGGCCCGAGGCUACUUGCGGAAGAUCGAGGCUUGGCGGAGGGUCACGAAGAUCAAGACCUACAAGCAGGCGCUAAUGCUCUACAACCACCUAUCAGGCCGAGCCUGGAGGGACGCGGAGGAGCUCGAGAUGGGCCGGCUUGACGGCGAGGACGGCGUCGAGUACUUCACGCAGUGGAUUCGCGAGAGGUACCUGGACAAAGAGGUGGUGAAGGUCGGCAAGCACAUGACUGACUUCUUCAAGAACUUGAAGAAGGCACAGAACCAGGACGUGAAAGACUUCAACCGGGAGUUUGAUCGACAGACCGGGAGACUGAAGGAGGUUGGCUGUGCCCUGCCGGAUGUUUGCCUGGCGUGGUGGUACGUUGACAAACUCAGGUUGGACAACGCGACCGAGCUCAACCUGCUCUCCUCGACCGGGAACAACUACAGUUUGGACAAGCUGCUGCAGGAUGCCGGUGAUCCAAGACCGCGAGACCAACCACAAAGGAGGAACCAGCAGGCGUAUGUGACCGAGGACCACGGAGAUGAUGAUGACUGUAUCGAGGACGAGCUCGAAGGCAGCGACGAGUCGGCAAAGGGGGACGAGACCGAGGACGAGGUGACCGAGGAGGCCUACGUGACUUACCAGAACGCGAAGGCCAAGUACAAGGCGAUCGUGAAUGCAAGGGGCAUCACCAUGAAGGCCAAGACGGACGAGAGGAUCAAGGCGGCAAAGGCGAGGAGCUACUGUUCGGCAUGCAAGAAACGAGGACAUUGGCAUCGGGAUCCUGAGUGCCCUCUGAACAAGGGCAAGAACAACGCUGGAGACCGCAAAGAACCACAUCAAGCACAGUACUGCCACGUGGCGUACAUGGCGGGUAUCUACAAGACGGACACGCUCUAUGGCAUCACCGACUGUGCAUGCACUCGGACCGUGGCGGGACGAGACUGGGUCAAGAAGAUGAUCAAGUAUGCGGAGCAGUACGGGGUUCCCCACUUCAUCAUGAAGCAGGACGAGGUGUUCAAGUUUGGAGGACCGGACACGUUUCCUUCGCGCCGGGCACUUGUGGUGUGGCUGGAAAUCAAGGAAAGGCCGUUUGCUUUACGGAUCUCGGAGGUGGAAUGCCCGUUGCCGCUGCUCCUGAGCCGGGGGGCACUGGCGAUGCUUGGCAUGCGCUACGACCUCGAAGGCCACAAGGCAGACUUCGGAAAUCUGGGCGCGGCCGGUUUGGAGUUGGGCAUGACGGAGACAGGACACCCCACUGUUCCUGUGACGGGCCGGCGGCUCCCACCCUUAGAACUUGCAAUUCGUUGGAUGUACAACACCUCGCCAUGGAAGAUGCGCAAGGCGGAGCUGAUCAAGGAGCUCGAACAGAGAGGGGUGUACAUCGAUCCGGCAUGGACUGUGCCGGAGCUACGGGCAACGGUGCUCGAGAACCGGGAACUGGUUGCCAAGAUGGCAAUGGGUCUCUCACGCUUCAACCUGGAGGAGCUGACGAAGAUGUGCGUGGACCUCAAGAUCGCAUUGCCUACAAAGCAGACCAAGGGGGAACUUACGAAGCUCUUGAGGACAGCCUACAGCGGGCACGCGAACGAGGAGAUCGACUUUGGGCGCCACAAGGGAACUCUUUACAAGGACGUACCGAUGGAGUACCAGAAAUGGGCGAUCAAGGAGACGGAGGCCAAGAAGGUGAAGGCGCUGGAGGUGGAUAUCGAGGAGGUUGCGGUGAUACCUGUGCCCGACACCAAGGUGGACACCAAGGUCAUGGUGGAUAUGAAGGUGACAACCAAGGCGGCGAACCAGGACAAGAACAAGAAGAUGGCGACGACUUCCACGACUGCCAGGAAGAGGGAGACGGCGACCGACUCAGACGACUCAUGGAUGAGGAUGGAGACGCAGUCAGAUCCGGAGGCUCUGGAGAAGAUCAUGCAGCUGGAGAACGAGGUCAAGCGGAGGCAGUACUGGCAGCGGAGAAAGUGCUUGAUGCAGGAAGCCAGGAUCGCUCGGGAAAUCCAGAAGCUUGGUGUCGACGCGGCGGCGAAGACCUAUGGCGAGAACGGCGCGGGCGAUGACAAGGACUACCAGGAGGGCAUGGACCGGGACUUGGACAACAACGGCGGCUUCGACCAGGACGAGGAGUUGGACAUCGGCAAGUGCCAUGGGAAAAGGGUGAAGAAGGCGACAAGGAAGAUGUUGACAUCCUGGGUCCGGAAGUCUUGGCAAGCCUUUGCGCUUUUGACGUCAGCCCUGGCGACACCUUUGCUGGCGGAAGCCCAGGCUACCUUAGUAGAGCCGAUCCUGGACAUCAAGAAUGUCUUCUGCAGACCAGAGGUGAACGAAGAGCAGCCCUAUGUGCUGGAGAUCUUCUCGGGAAAGGCAAGAAUAACCCAGGCUUUCGCGGCAAAAGGGAAGGUGGUGAUGGAGCCUCGGGAUAUAUGCAACGGCCACGACAUAAGGAGUCCAGAGACGAGAAGGGCGAUCCUAGACGACAUUAACGAGUUCAAGCCGAAGCUGGUCGCGGGUGGAAGACACUUCAUCAUGGAAAACCCCGAACACAGCGCCAUUUGGGAAGUCAACCGGAUAAAGAACGUCAAGAAGGACCUGAGGCUGCACGAGUCCAACUUGGACAUGUGCGGCUACGGAUUACAGGCAGUUACAGAUGGACGAGCCUUGAAGAAGCCGACCAAGCUGCUGGUGAGUCACUACGGUAUGGCUGAGGACCUGGGAAGGCGUUGCAACCGGCAGCACGACCACGGACAAACGGCAGGGACAAACACUGCGGCCUCGGCAUGUUAUACGUGGGAGUUCGCGAGGGCCGUGGUGCGCGCGACAGAGAAGGUAGAGAAGAUGCUGCAUUCAGCCUAUGUGGCGGACGUUGAGAUCGGCAUGAACGACGAAGAAGGCGACGAGGAGCUGGUGGCGGACCACGAGUGGCAGGGUGCGGCUGGUAUAACGCUGCCGAAGACGGUUCCCAAGCAGAUGGCGGCGGCUCUCAGACGGGUACAUCAAAAUCUGGGACAUCCAAGCAACACUGAUCUAGCCCGGCAUCUUCGUCUGAGCGGCGCGACAGAUGCGGCUGUGAAGGGUGCAGAGCAGCUUCGGUGCCAGACAUGCCUAUGCACGAAGAGACCAGGGCCUCAAAGGCCGGUGAAGCUGGUGCUACCGAUGGACUUCAACGACGAGGUUGCUGUGGAUAUAUUCUACUUGUACGACAAGGACCAGAUGAAACACACUGUACUGUCGGCAAUGGACAUGGCCUCCGGGUACCACGUGUGUCGGACCAUCACAAGCAGACUCUCCAAGGACCUGGCAGAGACUGUGCGACAGAUGUGGCUGGAAUGGGCUGGGUCGCCAAAGAGGAUGGUGUGCGAUCAGGAGCGCGGUUUUCAGAAGGACUACGUUGACCGUAUGGAGCAGCAGCAGAUCCACGUCAAGUACAUCGCUGGACAGGCUCAUUGGCAACUGGGGUCACUGGAGAGGCAACAAGGGUGGCUUCGGUCUAUGUGGGAUAAAGUUGUGGAGCACGAGGGCAUCGACUACACGGAGGUGGACUGGACGCUAGCCCAGUUGGUCCACGCCAAGAACAGUCUGAGGAGACGAGACGGGUACUCACCCUCGCAAUGGGUAUUUGGUGUGGAACCACGUAUGGAGCACGGACUGCGAGAUGGAGGACAUGACGGUCAAGGACAGCCUGACACGGUAGGAGGAGCAUGGAGCCGGAAGACGGCUUUGCAACGGGCAGCGAGAAAGGCCUUCUACGAGAGCCAGGCGAACGAGACGAUGAAGAGGGCGGCCCUCGGACGACCUCGAGUCCGGAGGCACGAGUAUCAGACCGGCGACAUCGUCUACAUCUAUCGGGUGAUGAAGACUGCGGGCGGUGCUGGGCGAGUACGGCAAGGUGCUGGACAGUGGAUAGGCCCGGGCACAGUGAUCGGCAGCGAGGGCGAGUCAAUAUGGGUGUCGCGUGGGGGACGGUGUUUGUUGUGUGCCAAGGAGCACUUGCGACCGGCUGAGUCUGAAGAGCUGGGCACGUUGUUUCAAGCACAGUCAAUGCAGCGGGAUUUGAAGCGACUGAUGGAACGGAUCGAGGACGACGACGUGGAGGAUGAGGAGAUCUUCAAGGAAGUGCCGGCCGUUCUGGAAAAGACCGAGGCGCUUUGGACGACACAGAAGAGGACACCUAAGACUAUGGCUAAGCAACAGGACAAGGAGAUCGCGUGGAAGGACAUCCCGGAGAAUGAGAAGCCACUCUACUUGCAGGCCGAGCAGAAGCAGUGGCAAGAGCACCUGCUGUAUGGGGCGGUGCGGGUCCUGAGCGUGGACGAGAGCAGGCGUGUGAAAAAGGAGGUUGAUCCUAGUCGCAUCUUGACGGCCCGCUUCGCAUACCGGGAUAAGAACGCGGCAAAAGAGGAGAGCCGACCCGAGCGUACCACCGAAGCCAAAAGCCAGGCUCUGUAUAGCCGGGCACCGCGACCCUAA